Molecule: messenger RNA, 591 nt
Organism: Thrips palmi
Lineage: Eukaryota; Metazoa; Arthropoda; Insecta; Thysanoptera; Thripidae
Product: U6 snRNA-associated Sm-like protein LSm5
Exons: 3
Coding region: 176-448 (90 amino acids)
Biological process (GO): mRNA splicing, via spliceosome
Cellular component (GO): U4/U6 x U5 tri-snRNP complex; Lsm1-7-Pat1 complex; U6 snRNP
Molecular function (GO): RNA binding
Source: RefSeq, a predicted model, not a curated record
AUUGUUGUUGUUGUUGUUAUUAUUGGUUGUUUUCAUCAACAUCAACAUCAAGAGUGCCGGUUUCCCGGCUCAAUUUGACUUUAGAUCAUUCUUCACUCGUCUUCUGUGGUUUAAGUCCAACCUUAAGCAGCCCUGCAGGGAAAACGAUAGAGUUUCUUCAUUUUCCUCCGAAAAUAUGACGUCAGUAACGACAAAUCCCUCUACUCUUCUGCCAUUGGAGUUGGUGGAUAAGUGUAUUGGAUCUCGCAUUCACAUCAUUAUGAAGAAUGAUAAAGAAAUCGUGGGAACACUUCUGGGAUUCGACGACUUUGUUAAUAUGCUUUUAGAGGACGUAACAGAGUAUGAAGCAACCCCGGAGGGAAGAAGAAUAACAAAGUUAGAUAACAUCCUUCUAAAUGGCAACAAUAUUACCAUGCUUGUGCCAGGUGGAGAAAUGCCAGAUUCAUAACUUUUUUUCUUCAACUGAGAUAUCUGGUCAAUUUUUUUUCCUGUACAGUAAUUCAAGAUAAGGUUUUGUUCACUUUUGGGAAGUUGUCCUGCUGGCAAUUCAAUUUGAUCCUUAGUUUCAAUAAACUUUUUCUGGUCAAAGUU